GGCAGCCUCGUGACGGGCGGAGGAGCUGCCGGUCCCGAGGCGGUGACGGGGGCGCGCUCCCUUCUCCGCUCCUCCUUCUUUAGCUCUCUCCUUCCCCGGCUGGCUAGGGGGCUGGGUGCUCUGGAGAGAGACACCGCUCCCCUCCACCCCGGAGCGGCCUGAUCUAGAGUCCGGCUGCCUUUUCCUCCCAAGGCUCCCUCCCCUCUCCCGCCGCCUACGGCGUCCACGCCCUCGAAUCCCUGGGCUGCUGCUCAUUGUGCUGCGCCAGGCCCGCCGGCCCGAGGACUUCCCCCGUGGCCUCUCUCCCUCCCGCCCGAGCUAUCCUGAUCUUCCUGGGCCAUGGAUGGCGGGGAUCUGAUGAGCUUCUUUCUUCUGGUAUCACCAACGGGCCUUUUACCAUGAGCAGUUCGACUCCAACUACAGAGUCACAUGACUGAAUAGACCAUUGAAUCCAAGAGGGGCCCUCAUUUGUUCUGACUCAUGCCAUAUAAUUCUUGGAACCUCUGGUGGCCAGAUAUCCCAGGCUUCCUGCAUCCUUCACUUUCUUCUCCAACUGAAAUAUAGGAAGACUAUAAACUUUGGCGGAAUGUUUAUUGCUGCUUGAAAAUAGAGGCAGCAUGGCGUAGUGGAUAGAGAGCUGGCCUUGGAGCCAGGAAGACCUGGGUUCAAGUCCUGCCUCUGACAUAUACUGUGUGACCCUGGUAUUUUGCUGCUUACCUCCUUUGUGACUUGGGGUCGUGAACUUUCUGCUCUUCCAAUCCAGUCCAUUAGUGUGGCUGGAACUCUCCAGAGACUUUGGUUCCUGAGAUGUGAUAGACCAGCGCACCGGGAGAGGAAGUGAUGUGGAGAAAGAAGACUGUAAAAAAUGAGACCAUAGAGGAGGUCGGGUUCUUCUCUGCAGGUCUUUGACUGGGGGGUCUGUUCUGCGAUUCGGCAUUGAUGGCUCAGGCAGAAGACACUCUUGUGGGCUGCUAAUGGGAAUGACAGCAAGAAAUUUAAAGGAGAUAGAUCUCCCUGCUCUCCUUCUCGUGUUCUUCAUCUUCGUAAAAUUCCAAAUGACGUUACUGAAACAGAGGUCAUAUCAUUAGGUCUACCAUUUGGCAAAGUAACCAAUCUCUUGAUGUUGAAAGGAAAAAGCCAGGCAUUCUUAGAAAUGGCUUCUGAGGAAGCUGCUGUUACUAUGGUGAACUACUACACUCCAGUUACUCCUCACCUACGAAGUCAGCCUGUUUUUAUUCAGUAUUCUAAUCACAGAGAACUUAAGACUGACAAUCUACCUAAUCAAGCUCGAGCUCAAGCUGCAUUGCAAGCAGUGAAUGCUGUCCAGUCUGGAAGUCUGGCUCUUACUGCAGCCCCAGGUAGUGAAGGUGGAGUUCUUCCUGGGCAAAGCCCUGUUCUUCGAAUAAUUGUGGAAAACCUCUUUUACCCUGUUACUCUUGAAGUACUCUAUCAGAUUUUUUCCAAGUUUGGAACAGUCUUGAGGAUUAUCACAUUUACAAAGAACAAUCAAUUUCAGGCCUUGCUUCAGUAUGCUGACCCACUGAAUGCACAUUAUGCCAAAAUGACUCUGGAUGGCCAGAAUAUCUAUAAUGCAUGCUGCACUCUGCGUAUUGACUUCUCCAAGUUAACCAGCCUUAAUGUGAAGUAUAAUAAUGACAAAAGCAGAGAUUUCACUCGCCUUGACCUUCCUUCUGGUGAUGGCCAACCAUCCCUUGAUCCUACUAUGGCUGCUGCUUUUGGUGCGCCUGGUAUAAUUUCUUCACCAUAUGCAGGGGCUGCUGGAUUUGCCCCAGCCAUUGGAUUUCCUCAAGCUACAGGUCUUUCGGUUCCAGCUGUUCCUGGAGCUCUUGGUCCUUUAACCAUUACAACCUCUGCUGUCACUGGAAGGAUGGCAAUUCCUGGGGUUCCUGGUGUACCCGGAAAUUCCGUUCUGCUUGUCAGCAACCUCAAUCCUGAUGCUAUCACACCACAUGGACUCUUUAUCCUGUUUGGAGUGUAUGGUGAUGUACAGCGUGUGAAGAUUAUGUUUAAUAAGAAAGAAAAUGCCUUGGUUCAGAUGGCUGAUGCAAAUCAAGCUCAACUAGCCAUGAACCAUCUGAGUGGACAGAGACUUUAUGGAAAAGUGCUUCGUGCAACUCUAUCAAAACAUCAGUUAGUCCAGCUUCCUCGUGAGGGCCAAGAAGACCAAGGUUUGACUAAGGAUUUUAGCAAUAGUCCUUUACAUCGUUUUAAGAAGCCUGGAUCUAAGAACUUCCAGAAUAUCUAUCCACCGUCUGCUACCCUACAUCUUUCAAACAUCCCACCUUCAGUUAUGGUUGAUGACCUGAAGAAUCUAUUUACAGAAGCUGGAUGUACAGUUAAAGCCUUCAAAUUCUUCCAGAAAGAUCGCAAAAUGGCACUCAUCCAGUUGGGAUCUGUGGAGGAAGCAAUUCAGGCACUUAUUGAGCUUCAUAACCACGAUCUUGGAGAAAACCACCAUCUCAGAGUCUCCUUCUCGAAAUCAACAAUUUGACUUUUCUGUGAACUUUCCUUUUAAGACUGGACCACAAUUUCAGUAAAACCUUCAGACAGAGACUGAAGCAGCUUAAGAAGAAUUCUGCCUCUUUUACAAAAUAAUGAAUUAAACUCUUGCUGAGUUUGAUGUUUGAGUGUAUUCAUACACAGUAAAGAAUCAAGGGAUUAUCUUUUUUUCCAUUAUUUUCUGUCAGUAUGUGGUAAAAGGUUUAUUAUUAUUUUCCGCACCAGAGUUUCUGUGGGAAAUAUCCUAUAAAAAAAGGAAUAUUUUUUCAAUCAGAUGCCCUGUGUUAAAUUCUAUUUCAAGGGACAACCUUUUAGUUUUUGGUCCAAAUCAAGCUUACACAUUUCCAAAUUUCUUCAUGGUUUUGAACUAUUUAAACAUUACUGCUUUUAAAUCACUUUGUGUAAGCAAAAAUUCUUAUUUUUGUCUCUGACUAGAAAAUGACUCCUGUACCAGAGAGAUUUUAGUUCAUGAAUUCUGGAUCACUACUUUGUGACAUAUCAUAAUGAAUUCAAAGGCAAAUUGAAGGACUCUUGAUGUCUCGAAAGGAAAUUUAUAAGUAUAAAUUCCUAAUGACAAAACGGUUGAACUUUUUUCCUCAUCCAUUGGACUUUUCUGAGUCUUCUUAUGUUCUUAAUUUUAAUUGCUUAUGAAAAUAAGAUUAUUUGGAGAAAGGCAGUGCCUAACUCUCUCCCCAUGUCAAGUUGGAUUGAGAUAGAAUGAAGACCUGUUUAGAGGAUUAAUUAAUGCUUUUAUUGAGUAAGAAUCAUGUUUUAUCUGAAUUCACAAUGGCAUUUCUCUUGUGAAGUGAUAUGUAGUAUGAUUCUGGAAAAAUUAAAAGGAAAAAUAGUCCUGAUUAAAACUACUUUUUUACAUUUGUUUUCAGAUAAUAAAAAAGUUUACAGUCUUAAGGAAAAUAUUCAGGUCUAUCAUAUGGUUUGACAGAUUUUUUAAAAGUUAUUUUUGGUAAGGUCUUCUUUUAAAAAAAGUAAACCUCAAGGGUUUUUUGUACCACUAUAAUCUAAUACUUAAAUCAAAAUUACUGUGUAUUUACUUAAUUUCUUAUUACGUGCCUUAUUAUGUGCUUAUAAUGAUACAAUAGCUUAGAGUUUUAUCUAAAGUAUCUUAAACUAUUGUGGGCUUGGUAAGAGAGAUUUUUUUUUUCUUUUUGAUCUUUAGGAUUUAAAAUGUUUUCAUUGUGAUUUUUAAAAAAUGGUUUUCAAUAAGUAGUUUGAAUUCAAAUUUUUGGUGCUUUGGUGCAGAAAUAGGGUGGGGGGAGGGGUUGCGGGAUUGGUAAUAACUCAGUACAUACCCUGUAGGCCUCUUCAAAUUUUAUCUGGUAGCAAUUAGUGCCAGUUCCCUGAUAAUUUUUCGCUGUAAAGCAUGGUCCCAAUUUAUUGACCUUGUGUACACCCUUCAGAAAUUUGUCUUGGGAUUCCUUGUUUGCUUUUUUCCCCCCCUCAGUACUAAAGAGAGAACUUGCUUUUCUUUGCUAAUAUAGCUUCAUUAUUGAAUGCCCACGUAUUUGGAGAGUAAGGGAAGAUUGGUUUGGGAAGAGGGUGGUGUCUUCUCUUUAUUUUGUUGAAUGUAAGUGUAUUUUGAUGUUGCUUCAGUAAUCGCGUAAUGUGACAUUGGUUUCUUUUUUUAAGCAAUUCUUUUGGUAAACUAUUUCUUUGAUGCUUGAUCAGAUUUUAAAUGCAUUUUUCAUUUUUAAGAAUUCAUUAUUUUCAGCCCUUCUUACUUCAGGUUUUAGGAAUAGAUGUUUUAAGUCUCAAUACUUGUGAUUCAUCUCAGUUUUUCAUUCAACAUGUUUCCUUGACAUAACACCAGCCAUUGAUUUUAAUAUAGUGAUGAUCUUGAGAAAAAUUUCUUACGGUUGUUUUUCUCAUAAGAAUUCAGAGAUUGAAAAGAUUAUGGCAUUCAAGUAGAUACAACUUAAGUCAUUGAUAUUGGUAAUUAUAUUGGUAGAGUAGGAAGGAACAUGAAAUUAUGAAGUGGACCAUUUUAGCCUUGGUUGACGAGGUAGCCUUAAUCAUGUGAUCAAGUGUGUUUUCUUACAAUUAUAGAAUUUUUUUUGUGUCAACUAUUAAAGACAAACUAAUUUUUUAGGUGACAAACUAGAAUUUUAUGGGUGGCUUUUUUUUGUUUGUUUUGUUUUUGAUCCACACAGUACUUAAGAGUACUGAAAGAGCUACAUUACUCCAUGACAUAUAUUAAUUGGAACAUUUUGUAUUCUUCCUUUGGUUUGAAAAUACCACAUAAUUUAUGAAACUUAUUCUCAUGAGAUAUUCAAGCUAAAUGUGGCAAAGGAAUACUGAUAGAAGAAGGCAGAUCAUAAUGGAAUUGAAUGUAGUUAUGAAGCAGGUCUUUAAAUCUGAGAGAACAUUUGAAUCCUUAUCAGGGACUUUGUGUAUAUAUGUGUAUGUAUGUAUAUACGUAUAUAUUCAUACAUACACUUUGAUAUUGUAUAUACAUAUGCACAUAACAUUUUAAUUUAUUGACAAAGAAAAAUCUAAAUUAAGAUCUGGAAAAGACAUAUUCUUGUAUAAAAAUAAGGUGUUUGGAAAAAUGCAAUUUGUGUCUAAAAUUAGCCCAGCUAUAUGGAUUUUGUUCAUUUUGGGCUUAUUGUUGUUUGAAUUAUAGAGGUCUACAGUCUAUGUGUUGGCACAGGUUUUGAAAAAGAAAAAAAAUUGGGUGGUGGGAAAUCAAGAUCUGUGUGCUUUUUUAAUUUUGGCAUGCAUUUAUUCUCCUCUAAGCAUUUUUUUUUAAUUUUUGCUGUUGAUCUGUAGUGUUAUUAAUUUUUGAAGUUUAUGUACCUUAUUUUAAAAUAAUACUAUUUCACUUUUGGAGGUCUCUUGGCUUUUAGAUGAAGUGCAGGCAGAUGCAGAUUUCAAAAUAGCAGUACAUUUAAAAUGCAACUAUUAUAGGUUAUGCUGAAAUACAAGUUCUUGUUUUCUUAGGAAGUUAAAGUAAUUUACUAGUCAGGUUGAAAAACAGAGAACAGAGUACAAAUAAAAAAUUCCUCUGAUUAUUUUUCCUUACCAGCCAUUUUUGUUAAUGAAGAGCAUAAUGUCCUGAUAGCUCCAUUGUGGCAGUCUAUAAAAUGUUGGGUAUUGAUAACUUUUUCAAAUGAUUUACAAAUGACUGAGAGACAAAGGUUAUGUUGUUCCAAGAAAUUUGGGCUUUUGUGGUCAGUGCAGCUCUCUUAAGUCUAUAAAUUGUUGAGCUGUGCCCAAACCACAUUUGUUAAUGGCAGUGAAAUCAUGUCAGAUCCAAAAAGAAUAUCAGUGACUUCAAAAAGAAAUGUUCUGCCUUUUUUUUUUUGGUAAAGAAUUUAAUUCCAUUUAGCACAAGUGUCUUAAAUGCAUGACUUAAGAAAUUUAGGUGGAAAAAUUAAAUGGCUCGAGUAAUGUUCUUAUUUGAUAUAAUAAUCUAACAUUACCUUAAUUUUAAGUAAGAAAAUAAGUCUUACAGAUUUUUAUUUUUCUUGGAAAUGGUACUUGGAGAACACUUACGAACUAUUUAAAAGAUUUAUGAAUUUCAUAAGUGUGGGUACUCCUUCCAAUGAUUCAGGUCAUCCAUGCAUUUUAAGGCCAUGCCUCGGAAUAUGAGUUGACAUUGUUGCCACCCCAUUCCCUCCAGCUACUUUGUGGCCAACUUUUUAGUGAUGUGAUCAAUCUGGCUGGAUUUUAAGUGAUUAGCUAUAUCAUGUGACUAUGUUUCCUUGAAACCGUUUCAGCUUGGCGUUUAUGUCCAUAAUUUGUGUUAGGCAAUAUACACAACCUUCAGGAAUCCAAGAUAACACCUAGGUCUUAAUGAGGCAAUGAAGAUUUCAGUAGAGACUUGAAAAAGAAAAAUGGAAUUUAGCUUGGUAUUGCAAUCUUAAUUCCAAAUGGAAUAAAGAUUAAAAUUAUUUGAACCUAAAAGAUUUCUCAUGAUUUAAAUAAUAAUUAUCUUAGUUUGAGUGUUUCUACUUUGACUUAAUGUUUUUAUUAUUUUAAAAGUUGAAAUUAGAGAUUGAAUGUCAAAGGAAGCUUUGGUGAUUUUAAUACUUAUUCUUGAUUUGAUUCACUCAUGAGUGUCUUUGCAUUAACCCCAUUUUGUGUGCAAUAAUUUUAAGUGAUUAGAGUUUUUGAGCCUCUGUAUUUUAAAGACUAAAGGGAGCCAUCUCUGUUAUGCACUGUAUUUUAUACAUAACUUUGCAAGGAAACUCAAUAUAUCUACAUCUUGUAGAAGUUUUACCUUUAUACAUUUGGUAAGUUUGUCAUCUCAUCCUUCCCAAAUUUGCCCAAAAGAUAACCAGAAUUGAGAAAAAUACUUCUGAGUCACAAUGAAAAAGUUUGCCAAACUUAAAGACCAUCUCUAGGAAUCCCUUCUGUGUACUGCUAUUUUAAAAACCAAGAUAUGAGAGAGUACACCUGUGCUUAAAGCCAUUUUUGUUUGCCUUUUCCUUUGUCUUGAUCUGUUGUUACCUAGAAUAAAACUGCCAGAUUUAAAAGUUUUACUGUUGUGCUGAAAGAAAUAUAAUUCAAAUUGCACAGGGGUUUCCUUUAAGCAAAAUUUAACUGCUGUCUUUUAGAAUAUGUUUGUUAUAUACAAGACUAUUUGUAAUUUUCUUUUUUCAGAGCAAAAAUUCCUAGCAUUGUUGUGAAUUGCUAGAAGAAAAAACAAUUGAAAAUAUACAAUUUGACUUGGGGGUUUUUGUAGAGGGGGAAAAACACAAAUCAAAACCAGGACCAAAAGUUUAUGUGCCUUCGGUAGUCUUACUUGUCCUUUUCCCUCCUUAUUUCGCACUUAAUUAGAAACUGUGUACUAUAGAGUUUUUUUGUUUUUUGUUUAAGUUUGCCCACUGACUAUCCAUACAUACAAAGAAUUGCAACUAUUUAAAUGAGGUCUCAGUUACUCCUUUGCCUUUACCAUGUAAUAUUCAUUGUAUAGCAUUGUGCAGGAAUCUAGGAAUAGAGCUGCUUCAAAUCUUUGUACUGGUCAUGGUAUCUUAUAUAACUUAGGGCAUAUGGUCAGAUGAGAUAAUGGCCUGGCCCAAUGUCAUCUGAGAUACUAGUUAUGAUCAGAAACUUCUUAUCGACAAGCUUAGAUCAGCACUGUAAACUUUUUCUUCAGUUCUUGGAUUUCUGCAUUGUUUGUGAUAUUAGUGAAUAUUUAAAUAGCUACUUUCAUACUGUCAUUUUAAUCACAUUCCAGUCUUCUGUUUGUUGUUGUUUUUUUUAACAUUGUUACCCAAAUCCUUCAAAAGUUCAUCCCAGAUAUAUAGCAGCACAACUCAUAAAGAUUGCUGACCAAGCAAGUUCUUGCAUUGGAAUGUCACCUCAUUGCUCUGACCAAAGACUGUUCUGGUUUUACUGAGACAUUCUGUUAGACUUUCCCCACUGUCCCCCAACCUCCUUUCUAAAAAGAAGACCCAAUGCAAAGUGGCCUUUUAUUUGUAUUUUCUAUUUGGUGAAUGGACCACUUAGUGAAAAAUGGGAGUUUAAAUGUGAACAGAAUGAUUUGGGUUAAAGGCAAGGGAUAAUGGAUUAUUUUCAGUACUGUAUUCAAGAAAAAAAAUAGCACAGCUAGGAGCCUCUGACAUUCUAUCGUGUUUUACAUGGUCUGUUCAUAAAAUUCCCUUUUUCAGUUUGUAAGAAUGUUCAUCUAACACAAGAAAAUGCUGUAAAUAUUUGUAACAACAUUUUUUUACCUGGCAAAAAAAAAGGUUUUUGGGAACAAGUUAAAGUAUAAAGUGGUUUUAUAUAAAAACAUCAAUUGUCUUGUAUAUUUUGAUAAGCAACAGUACCAGCUUUCAUUUGUAAAGCAGUUUGUGGCAUUGGGGGAAAAAAGGAUUCCAUGUCUGUUGAAAUGACUUAUGUUAUAAAUGCAAAGAGAAGAUAAAAUAUUAAAGAAACAUAUUUUCUAACUGCGUAGUGCAUGGUUAAUUCUCAAGCUUCUGUAUACUACAGUAUAUUCCAUUUCUCCUAAGUUUGUGUAUUUGCUGAUUAUUACUACUUGAUUAUCUAUAACUCUUUUCCUAACAACUCUAGUGUUGUAGCAUGCCUUUUAAUAAAUGUCAUGACAUCUGUACUCUCUUAAA
Messenger RNA from Monodelphis domestica (gray short-tailed opossum), 8606 nucleotides. The record is from RefSeq and is a predicted model, not a curated record. Lineage: Eukaryota; Metazoa; Chordata; Mammalia; Didelphimorphia; Didelphidae.